Messenger RNA from Penicillium maclennaniae, 297 nucleotides. RefSeq lists its product as uncharacterized. The transcript has 2 exons. The record is from RefSeq and is a predicted model, not a curated record. Lineage: Eukaryota; Fungi; Ascomycota; Eurotiomycetes; Eurotiales; Aspergillaceae. The coding region runs from base 1 to 297 and encodes 98 amino acids.
AUGGCUCAAUGGCACACACUCCGGUACACUUCGGCCGCCGAGCCCAUCUCCAUUUGGCUGAGGUUCCUGGUACCUAUUCAGGCUAGUGACCGGGGUCCGACCACUGAACCGAGCCUUGACCACCGUGCCACUCGAGUGUUUGCUACUGUGUCUGUGCUAGACAAUCACCGUCUAUGCCAUACAUGGGAUCAUAAGAGUGUACUUGACUUCACGGGUGUGAAGUCCUACCGUGGUCUUGCUGUCGCACAAGCAGCUGAGAACAAGUAUCUGCAGGAAACAGGGAUCGCCACCCAAUAG